Molecule: messenger RNA, 4114 nt
Organism: Caenorhabditis auriculariae
Lineage: Eukaryota; Metazoa; Nematoda; Chromadorea; Rhabditida; Rhabditidae
Source: the annotation of a GenBank genome assembly
AUGGGGUUCAACGUGCCGCUGAUCAACCGCGACUCGGAGCUGCUCAAAGCGGAGGCGAAAAAAUGGCUCGACCAGCCGGAGAACCAGAAAAAGGUCGUGCUGGUGAUCGUGAGCAUCGCGUUGCUGCUCGACAACAUGCUCUAUAUGGUCAUCGUCCCGAUCAUUCCUAAGUACCUCCGCGACAUCCACAACUACGAGGUCGCCUUCGAAGGAUACCACAAUGAGACGGAAAGGCUUGCUAACGGGACCUACGUCGUCAGGGAGGUCGGCGGGAGGAUAGAGUACCUCGACGAGGACAUCGAACUGGGAUGGCUCUUCGCUUCCAAGGCCCUUCUCCAGAUCUUCGUCAACCCCUUCUCCGGUUACAUCAUCGACCGUGUCGGCUAUGAGAUUCCGAUGAUCCUCGGCCUCGUCGUCAUGUUCUCCUCCACCGCCAUCUUCGCUCUUGGACGCUCCUACACCGUUCUCUUCUUCGCCAGGUCUCUUCAGGUUUGUAUUUAAUCUUAUUUUUGAGCUUUCCCUUCGCUUCUUGCUUAUGACGACUAGCGUGUUAGUUCAUAGAAAGAAUGUCUUUACAAGUUUUUCUAUUUUCUUUUCUGAAGCUAGCGACGAAUCACUCCGUCAAGCCCCUAGAGUAACUCAAAGCGCGUCCGACUCGAAACGGCUUUAGCUGAGGAGCAUCGAAAAGCACUAGAAAAGCGUGCUAAAUUUGAAAUGUACGGAAGCUUUGAGGCAUUCUAAUGCAAAAGAAAGUUCCAAAUCGAAAAAUAGUUAUAAAACUGAAAAAAUCAAGUCUCCAUAAUUUUUUUCCACAAUCUGAGAAUUUUCAGUUUCUGUAUUCCAAGAAUUCAUGCCUUUUUUUCUCUGAUAGUAUUACUCUAAAAUAAAAAAAUUAUUUUUGGUGGGAAACAGAAAAAUUUUUGAAAUAUUAGUAAAUAAUUGAGAAGCUAUGAAUUUUAGAAUUUUUUUCCAACUUACUUCACGGUUUUUCUCAUGAAAAUCGAGUUUCUUACUGGCUUGUUGGUAUUUUUUUGAAUUUUUAUUUAAAAAAAUUUAAAAAGAAAAAAAGUUCUUAAUAUGAGUAAAAAAACUUAUUCGAAAAAUUGUAACGGAUAACUUGUCGUUUCAGAAACAGCAAGUUCUUAUAUUAUUUUUCUUAAAAAAACUGAAAAAAACAAUCAUUCAAAGAACGGAUGACUAACUUUCCAAAUGGCGGCUCCAGUUUCAAAUACUCCUACUUUCCGCCAAAAACGACUUUUUUUUUCAGGAUUUCUUGCACCAAAAGUUCACUUUCCAUUGAGAAUUCUUUAAAUCGAGUCCUAUUUUCAAAAAAAAAAACGUCUUGAAAACAAGAAAGGAAAUAAAAAAGAUGUCAGUCGUAAAUCUUGGUGUCAGACGUUUUUUUUUUCUUGUUGCUUUUCCAUGUCGAUCUGUCUUGCAUUGCGGCCAUCUCAUUUCGAAUUCUCAACCAAAACAAAUGAGAGCCAAUUAGAAAGAAAGCAUCCGAGCAUCCCUUUUUCUCCCGGUCAAAGCACUGGUUUUUUCUUUCCAGAGAACUCAAGCAACCACGAAACUCUCUCGAAACUUUCAGCCAAUCAAUAUGAGAAAACUUUUGGAAAAACUUGUAUGUAAUGUGAGAAACGCUGAGUGAGAAGCUCUAUCUGAUAGAGAAGACCGCGGCGCCUCCGAAUCCCCAGGGAGUUGCUUCCGAAGAGCCUCUCGGCACAGAAAACCAGGCCAAUUCCAGUCCGGAACAAGCCUUUCUUAGGAUGUGAUGUCACUUUGGAUGAAGCAUGCUAAAUUUGAAGAAAAACGUGUUUUUUGAGGUCAAGAACUAGGAGCUCUGAAAAGUUGAAAAAUCAGAAUUUUCGAAUUAGAUAGCUUUUUUUCACUUAUCAGAUGUGCUGAUACAAAUAAAUUGUUUUUGAUUGAAAAAAAAUCCUUGCUGUUGCUGUAGUUUUUUUCGCAGCUUCUCUGCAUCUUUUCAUUUUUCUCACUAGAAAAUUUAAGACUUCUAGUUAAAAAAAAAUUGAAAAUAACAGGUUUAUUUGCAAAAUUUAGCUUGCAGACCUUAAAAUAGUUGGAAAAUAUAGUUUGCGCACACUUUUUAUAAUCAUUUAAAAAAAAUCCUUUUUCAGGGUUUCGGCUCAGCCUUCGCCGACACGUCUGGCCUGGCCAUGAUCGCGGAUCGAUUCACGGAAGAAGGCGAAAGAAGCGCGGCUUUGGGAAUCGCCUUGGCGUUCAUUUCCUUCGGAUGCCUCGUCGCACCUCCGUUCGGCUCUGUCCUGUACUCCCUGGCCGGCAAGCCUGUCCCAUUCCUCAUCCUUUCCUUCGUCUGUCUGGCUGACGCCAUCGCCGUCUUCAUGGUCGUCAACCCCCACCGCCGAGGUCCGACCGACGCCCGAGGCGAACGAGUUCAAGGCACUCCCAUGUGGCGUCUCUUCAUGGAUCCAUUCAUCGCCUGCUGUUCCGGAGCUCUCAUCAUGGCCAACGUCUCCCUGGCCUUCCUCGAACCGACCAUCACCACCUGGAUGGCCGAGGCGAUCCCAGACACGCCAGGCUGGCUCGUCGGCGUCAUUUGGCUUCCGCCCUUCUUCCCCCACGUCCUCGGAGUCUACGUCACCGUGAAGCUCCUCAGAAUGUUCCGACAGCACACCUGGGCGAUCGCCAUGCUUGGCUUGGCCAUGGAAGGCCUCUCCUGCUUCAUGAUUCCCUACACCUCCUCUGUCCUGCAACUCAUCAUCCCGCUCUCCUUUGUCUGCUUCGGAAUCGCCCUCAUCGACACCUCGUUGCUGCCAAUGUUGGGUCAUCUGGUCGACACUCGGCACGUCUCCGUCUAUGGCUCAGUCUACGCCAUCGCCGACAUCUCCUACUCGCUCGCCUACGCUUUCGGACCCAUCAUCGCCGGCUGGAUCGUCGGUAACUUCGGCUUCGGAGCUCUCAACGUCAUCAUUUGCGUCACCAAUGUCCUGUACUGCCCUGUCCUUUUCUUGCUCCGGAAAGUGCACGGGUAUCAAGACCUGAGUGAGCGACAGGAGCUCACCCAGCUCCCAGAACCUGCUGGUGGCUACGGACAAGUCGAUGGCGCCAAUGGAAAGGCUCCGGCGACGACGGCCUUCAAUGACUCCUACCAAGGCUGGGACUCGUCCUAUCAAGCUCCUCCGGCCGCCAGCUUCCAACAAAGCAAACCACAACCAGAAUUCCCCGCUGGAUAUGAUCCCUUGAACCCACAGUGGUAGCCGUUAGUUUUACUGUUCUAAUAAAGAAAUUGUCAGAGAAAAAAUAGUUUUUAUAAAGUCUUUAUUAUGAAUCGCCUCCGAAAAGCCAAACACCCCCUUGACCGAUGUUUCUUCGUUUUUCUUAUAUUGUCUAACUGUUCCAGAAAAAAAUGAAUAAAUUUAUUAAACUUUACACAAAGUUACCAUGAACAAAGCUUGAAGGUGGAUGGAAGUCGAAAAAAGUUUCGAAAUGAGAAAAUUUUUUAGCUGAAAGCAAAGAAGUAAAAAAUGGACGAACGACGAUGCUGCGGCUGGUAUGAGGUGAGGAUCGUUUCAGAGGGUCAUUUUUUGAUGAAAAUUCUUGAAAAUUACGAUAAAAAUUUUUACCAAUUUGUGGAAAGUCUCUAGAUACGAUGUUAUAAAUCGAAGACGUUUCAAAAAAAUAAAUAAUAAGUUCAGAAAAAGUGACAAGUAAACUUUUAAAAGGCAAUCUUGAAAAAAUCCCAAAAAAUAACUCCAAGACUUGUUUAUGGGUUGAGAAGAAGAAAAAGCUUAAUGUCCAACAAACUUAUGAAAAAAUGACCAAAUCAAACUUUUUGCUAACUUUGUCUUUACAGAAACCGAGUUCGUAUAACCUUCGAAAAACCACAUUUUAAAGUUCAAAUCUAUAAUAAAUAAAGAAAUUUGUAUAAUUCUCCGGCCAUUCAUCGAUUUGUCAUCGACAACUUUUUCCGCAUGAAUAAAAAUAAUUUAUAACUAUCGAAAUCUUUGAAAAAAAUUCAUAGUUUCAAGCUUCAAAUCAUUUCACAGACUGGCAAUCGUCGAAAAAAACAACCAAACUUGAUUUUUCAUUUUUUUCAAAAUUAAGGACUCAAUCUCAAUCUUACAACCCAUAA